AUGUUUGCUAAACUUUUACCACUUGUUUUGGUGCUUUCACUUGGAGCUUUUCUUGUUUGUGCUAGAAAUUUACCAAAUGAAAAUGAUUCUCUUGUUGCAUCAAAGUAUGGAGUUACUGAUUAUCAAGGAGGGGUAGAUAACAAUAUUGGUGGUGGUGGAUUUGCUGCUGAUGAUGCAACCCCAGGUGUGCCAACUGGGCCGGGUGUGGGAGGAUCCAUUAGUGGUGGCGUUAGCGCCGGAAUCGGAGGAAGAUUGGGUAUGGGAGCUGGGCCCGUUAGUGGAGGAGCUGAAGGUAGGGUUGGAGUUGGGAUUGGUGCUGGAGCUGGUGCAGGUGUUGGUGCUGGUGCUGGAGGCAUGGGCGGUGGCACUGGCGGCAGUCCACCUGGCAUUGGAAUAGGUGGCAGCGGCGGGGUUAGCGGUGGAGUAAGUGGCAGCGGCAGAAUUGGCGGUGGUGUAGGCGGCAACGUUGGAGGCGGAUUUGGCGGACCUGGUAGUGGAACCGGCGGAGGGUAUGGCGGACCUGGAAGUGGAGCCGGCGGAGGAUAUGGAGGUGGAUAUGGCGGCGGAUGGCCGUGA
Messenger RNA from Solanum dulcamara, 576 nucleotides. RefSeq names its product glycine-rich protein 5-like. The record is from RefSeq and is a predicted model, not a curated record. Bases 1 to 576 code for a protein of 191 amino acids. Lineage: Eukaryota; Viridiplantae; Streptophyta; Magnoliopsida; Solanales; Solanaceae. The transcript has 2 exons.